AUGGAUUUACAGUAUGCAACCAACACUGUCCUGUAUGUCUACUAUGGAAUCACUAUCCGCGCGGGAGAUCCGAAGCCACAACCGGGGUCGCCUCGGUAUGCGCGCGACCGCCGUCGCAUCUUUAUUGCUAUUGUGACCACCUACCUGCUCUAUAACCUCUUCGAAGCGUACGAGAAGAUCCAGACCGAAGGCAGUUUCUAUGAUGUUCUGGGUGUAUCGCCGCUAUCAGAUGAAAGGGCCAUCAAGGCGCGAUUUCGCCGUCUAGCUGCGCAGCAUCACCCUGACAAGCUAGGGGCUGGCAGCUCGAGCGACCUCUUCGUGUACCUGAAGCAAGCGCAGGAUACGCUCACCAACCCGGUCAAACGGUAUGCAUAUGAUAUGUGGGGGCCUAAGAUCCUGCAAUGGAGGAAUAUCGAUACGGCGCAUGGGUAUUUCCUGUCUGGAUUGAUGAAGACGGUGCCCACUUAUUUGAUGUCGUUUUUGGGGCUCCUGCUUUUGAAUUAUACUUGGUGGUCUGAUUGGGGUCGCUAUUGGCGCUUUUUUGCAUUUGGCGCACUGUUCACACUGAAUCUGGCUUUGAUCAGUCAUCAGGGCCCCGUUUCCAUUACCUCGACCUUCUCACUGCUUCCGUGGCAGAUAAUGAAGAUGGCCGAGACUAUAUCGCUCAGCCUGCAUAUCUUCAUAUCACAGAUUGCUCCUCCUGAAGCAAAAGACGCCGGAUCGCCGGAUCGUCUUCAUCCGCAGACCCUCCAGCGUCUGGGACAGCUCCUACACCUCAGCCGAGCCACGGAUACUGAAGCGACGCGACUUCUACAAUUGGGAUUUGCGCCGUUCCAAGGUGACAGGGAAAGCAUUGCUACACUGAGGAAGGGUAUGAAGGAGGGCCUGGUCCUGAGCAGCGUACGGGGCAGCCAUGGGGUACAGCAAGCUGUGAAGCAAAUAGCAGAGCGCAAGGAGCAAGGAAAGAAGGUCGGUUGA
Molecule: messenger RNA, 978 nt
Organism: Aspergillus mulundensis
Lineage: Eukaryota; Fungi; Ascomycota; Eurotiomycetes; Eurotiales; Aspergillaceae
Product: J domain-containing protein
Exons: 2
Coding region: 1-978 (325 amino acids)
Cellular component (GO): endoplasmic reticulum
Molecular function (GO): misfolded protein binding; protein-folding chaperone binding
Source: RefSeq, a predicted model, not a curated record